Polypterus senegalus (gray bichir) is the source of this 4635-nucleotide messenger RNA. RefSeq names its product electroneutral sodium bicarbonate exchanger 1-like. Gene Ontology annotation, cellular component: plasma membrane. The transcript has 25 exons. The record is from RefSeq and is a predicted model, not a curated record. Lineage: Eukaryota; Metazoa; Chordata; Cladistia; Polypteriformes; Polypteridae. Bases 162 to 3434 code for a protein of 1090 amino acids. Gene Ontology annotation, molecular function: solute:inorganic anion antiporter activity; sodium:bicarbonate symporter activity; monoatomic anion transmembrane transporter activity. Gene Ontology annotation, biological process: transmembrane transport; regulation of intracellular pH; bicarbonate transport.
UCUGUUUGGUCGCGCGACGGGAGCGAGCGGUGCUCGCGCGGGCGUGUUAUCAGCCCGCCGGUAGAAGCCGAAAGGAUCUGCGUCGCUGUGUCUUUUAUCAUCUGUUUCGUUUUUUUUUUGUUUCCCCUUCUAGUGGAGAGUCCUCCUCUGACGACGUGACCAUGUCUGGAGGGUCUAGCAGCGAUCCCGAAGGCGUCCUGAGCUAUCAGAGGACCGAUGAGGAAGCGGUGGUUGACCAAGGCGGAACGAGCUCCAUCCUGAACAUCCACUAUGAGAAGGAGGAAUUAGAAAGCCACCGCACGUUAUACGUGGGAGUCCGAAUGCCCCUCGGAAGACAAAGCCACCGACACCACCGGCCUCACGGUGCGAAACAUCGGAAGCGGGAUAGGAUGAAAGAUACCAUCCACGAGGAGGGACCAUCACAUGACACCCCUUCCCAGCGUGUCCAGUUCAUCCUCGGAACUGAGGAUGAUGAGGAGCACGUGCCCCACGAGCUGUUCACAGAGCUCGACGAGAUUUGCGUGAAGGACGGCGAGGAUGCAGUGUGGAAAGAGACGGCCAGGUGGUUGAAAUUUGAGGAAGAUGUGGAGGAUGGAGGAGAGCGAUGGAGCAAACCUUAUGUCGCCACACUGUCUUUACACAGUCUGUUUGAGCUUCGGAGUUGCAUCAUCAAUGGCAGCGUGCUGCUCGACAUGCGGGCAAACACCAUUGAGGAGAUCGCAGACAUGAUCCUGGACCAUCAAGAAGCCUCCGUGGAACUAAAUGAGAGCAUUCGGGUGAAAGUGCGCGAGGCCCUCAUGAAGAGACACCAUCACCAAAUUGAAAAGAAAAGAAACACUUUGAUUCCUAUUGUCCGUUCUUUUGCGGAAGCUGGCAGGAAACAUUCUGACCCUCAUUUGAUGGACAAGAGUGGUCAGGCUGUUUCUCCUCAGGCAGCAGCCCCACCAAACCUGGAUGCAAAGAACGGAGUCCAUCAUGACAACUCUGCUGUGGAUGUCAGCAAGGUUGACCUCCAUUUCAUGAAGAAAAUACCCAUAGGAGCCGAGGCCUCUAAUGUUCUGGUGGGGGAACUUGAAUUCUUGGACCGCCCCAUUGUGGCUUUUGUACGACUCUCUCCCGCUGUCCUCCUGACCGGACUAACAGAAGUUCCCAUUCCAACAAGAUUCCUUUUCAUUUUACUUGGUCCAGAUGGAAAAGCACAACAGUAUCACGAAAUUGGAAGAUCUAUGGCCACCAUAAUGACUGAUGAGAUCUUCCAUGAUGUUGCCUAUAAGGCAAAAGACCGCAGUGACCUACUGGCAGGGAUUGACGAGUUUCUGGACCAAGUCACCGUGCUUCCCCCAGGAGAGUGGGACCCAUCAAUCCGCAUUGAGCCACCUAAAAAUGUCCCGUCCCAGGAAAAACGAAAAAUGCCAUCAGUUCCCAACGGCAUGGUCUCCCAGGUGGAAGCAGAGCUCCACGCGGAGCAUCAUGGUCCAGAACUGCAGCGCACAGGCAGGUUGUUUGGGGGACUAAUCCUGGACAUCAAGCGCAAAGCCCCCUUCUACUGGAGUGACUUCCGUGAUGCUCUCAGCUUGCAGUGUAUUGCCUCCUUCCUCUUCCUCUACUGCGCUUGUAUGUCCCCUGUCAUCACUUUCGGAGGGCUGCUCGGGGAGGCCACCGAGGGACGCAUUAGUGCUAUUGAAUCGCUGCUUGGAGCUUCCAUGACAGGCAUUGCGUAUUCGCUGUUUGCCGGACAGCCGCUCACCAUUCUGGGAAGCACUGGACCUGUGCUAGUGUUUGAGAAGAUCCUCUUCAAGUUCUGCAGGGACUAUGAACUCUCCUACCUCUCACUGCGCACUUGCAUCGGCCUCUGGACUGCCUGCCUCUGUCUCAUCCUCGUGGCCACGGAUGCCAGUUCGCUGGUGUGCUACAUCACUCGUUUCACGGAGGAGGCCUUUGCAUCGCUCAUCUGCAUCAUUUUUAUUUAUGAAGCCAUCGAGAAGCUGAUCCACCUAGGAGAGCUGUACCCCAUCAACAUGAAGUCCGACCUGGACAGGCUAACCCUGUCUUAUUGCAAGUGCUCAGAACCAACAACUCCCAGCAACAAGACCUUACAGUACUGGGAGAACAACAACAUCACAGCGGCGUCCAUCUCCUGGGCUGACCUCACGGUCACGGAAUGUCACAAAUUUCACGGCGAGUUUGUGGGUCCCACCUGUGGACAUCAUGGCCCCUACACCCCAGAUGUCCUUUUCUGGUCAGUGAUCCUCUUCUUCUCGACGUUUGCCAUGUCAGGCUUCCUCAAGCAGUUCAAGACCAGCCGCUACUUUCCCACUCGAGUCAGGUCAAUGGUGAGUGACUUUGCAGUCUUCCUCACCAUCCUCUUGAUGGUCGUCAUUGACUACUUCUUAGGAAUCCCCUCACAGAAGCUCUUGGUUCCAAGUGUCUUCAAGCCCACACGAGACGACCGCGGCUGGCUCAUAAACCCCAUAGGACCAAAUCCUUGGUGGACGGUGCUGGCAGCUAUCAUUCCGGCUCUCCUCUGCACCAUCCUUAUCUUCAUGGACCAGCAGAUCACUGCUGUCAUCAUCAACCGGAAGGAGCACAAGCUCGUGAAGGGAUGUGGCUACCACCUGGACCUGCUGAUGGUGGGAAUCAUGCUAGGGGUAUGCUCCAUAAUGGGCCUGCCAUGGUUUGUGGCGGCCACCGUCUUGUCCAUCACUCACGUCAACAGCCUGAAGCUCGAGUCGGAGUGCUCUGCGCCAGGUGAACAGCCAAAGUUUCUGGGAAUCCGGGAACAACGGGUGACGGGCCUGGUGAUCUUUCUGCUCAUGGGCUGCUCCGUCUUCAUGACCAGCAUCCUUCAGUUCAUCCCGAUGCCAGUCCUGUAUGGUGUUUUUCUUUACAUGGGAGCUUCAUCACUGAAAGGAAUCCAGUUUUUCGAUCGACUCAAACUGUUUGGGAUGCCCGCGAAGCACCAGCCCGACUUCAUCUACCUGCGUCACGUCCCGCUGCGCAAAGUUCACCUUUUCACCGUCAUCCAGCUCACUUGCCUGGUGCUGUUGUGGAUCAUCAAGGCCUCGCCGGCAGCCAUUGUUUUCCCCAUGAUGGUGCUGGCCCUCGUCUUCAUUCGCAAAUUGAUGGAUUUAUGUUUCUCCAAGCGAGAGCUCAGCUGGUUGGAUGACCUCAUGCCAGAAAGCAAGAAGAAGAAGCUGGACGACGCCACCAAACAGGCCAAAGCUGAACAGGAAUCCGAAGGGAUGUUAGAGAAACAAGAGGAAAAGCAAGUGACGCCAGAGACCAGCAAGCUACUCCAUUCUACAAGGUGUGACCCUUCUGACAUCAACAUUUCUGAUGAGAUGUCCAAGACCACGGUUUGGAAAGCGCUGUCCCUAAACACGGACGGCUCGAAAGUCAAGGAGGAUGCUGCUUCUCCUGUAAGGAAUGUCUGACGUGGACUCCACUCUGCUGUGAAGAUUCCUCUGCAGGACGGUGGCCGUCGACAAAGGAACUCCAGGAAAUCUCAGUCAUCGCCCGCUCCGUGCCGUCCCUCCUCUCAAAGACCCGAGUAGCUCGAGGUCCCCCUUUAUGACCAUCCAGGCCUCUGCCAUCUCAGAGAUAUUGAACACAAGGUUCUUAAUCUCAAUUCAUGUUCUCCACCCUGGCAGGCAGCUGAGCUUCAUUUAAUUAGCUGUAUAUAUUUUUCAUUUUUUUUUAGUUUAUCUUCUUGAUAAGCCCUUCAUAAAUGUGGCACAUCUUGCCAACAAAUUGUACUCUGGUCCAGAAGGUCCUUUCCUCAACCUGCUUGCCAAGGCAGCUGGUGGCCACCACUCUGGUUGUCUUCACACAGGCAGGCAGAAAGGCCUCUUGGAGUAUAAAUAACGAAAAACGGGGCCCCAAAGGUGGCCUGUCCUCCUUCUGGCCUUGAAGCUGUCCGAUGGCUGUGCCACCAUUGCGCCACGCACCACAAAGAACUGCAAGGCCGGCUCUCCUUAAAAAUCAGAAGGUGGCCAUAUACCUCGAAAUAAAAGCCAGGCAGCAUCUGGACUGGCCCUCGAGGUCGCAGCACACCCGCCAUGCCACUCCGGACAGGUGAGCCACUUGGGCACUCGAUUCCCUUUUCCAUCCUGCCAGUCAUUGCGACCAAGUCGACGUUUUGCACUACAGCAGACACUUCAAACGCUUUGUCAGCGACAACUUCAUCCCCUGCAAUAGAAGCAGGCCCAGCGGUGACUGUGUGCUGCUGGGUAGGGUGGGCAAAAGCAAACCAAGGGGGGCAGCAGCCUGCCAGCCAAACUGCAGAAGUCACCCAUAAACUGGCACAUCGCAUUGAAAAAAAAAAAAAAAGAUUAGUACUGCUUAACAGCCAUCGAUCGUGGUCAGGUAAUACUAACAAAAAUUCUAUUUUCACAUCUAAUUUGUGUAUUUUAUAUAUAAAUAUAUUUAAGUUUGAGAAAAACAAAAUAAAUUAACGAGAAGUCACAUUCAGAAAAACUACUGGGGAAAAAAAUGCAGGCACAUUUUUUUCUAGCAUCUAAUUUCUUUGUAGUUGCGCUAUGUUUAGAAAUAGAGAUUAUUUUUAUUUGAACAAAUCCAAGAAUAUCUGUGUGUAUAAAAUCGAUGGGCUUCAUUUGAAUAAACAGCUGUCUCGGA